AUGUAAAUGGCCUCAGAGAAUUUUACCAGAGUGACUGAAUUCAUUCUUAUGGGAGUCUCAGACAAACCGGAGCUCCAGAUUCCCCUCUUCUUUGUUUUCCUGGUGAUCUACGGGCUGACUGUGACAGGGAACCUGGGCAUCAUCACCCUCACCAGUGUGGACUCUCGACUUCAAACCCCCAUGUACUUUUUCCUCCGACACUUGGCUAUCAUCAAUUUUGGAAAUGCAACUGUCAUUGCCCCUAAAAUGCUGGUUAAUUUCUUGGUUACCAAGAAAACCAUAUCUUACUAUGGAUGUGCAGCGCAGCUGGGAGGAUUCUUAGUUUUCAUUGUGGCUGAGAUUUUCAUGCUGUCUGCAAUGGCCUAUGAUCGCUACGUAGCCAUUUGCAAGCCCCUGCUCUACAUGGUGGUGGUCUCUCCACGAGUGUGCUUUCUGCUGGUCGCCCUCACUUACCUUCAUAGUCUGACAACAGCACUGACGGUCUCUUCCUGUGUGUUCUCUGUGUCAUACUGCUCCUCCAACCUCAUCAACCAUUUCUACUGUGAUAAUGUGCCUUUGUUAGCACUGGCCUGUUCUGACACCUAUAUUCCAGAAACAGCGGUGUUUACCUUUUCAGGAACUAAUUUGUUUUUCUCCAUGGUCAUCGUCCUAGUAUCCUACUUCAACAUUAUCCUUGCCAUCUUGAGGAUACGUUCCUCAGAGGGGCGACAAAAAGCCUUUUCCACAUGUGCUUCUCACAUGAUGGCUGUCACUGUGUUCUAUGGGACGCUUCUUUUCAUGUAUUUGCAACCAAGAACCAACCACUCAUUGGAUACUGACAAAAUGGCCUCGGUCUUCUACACUCUAGUGAUACCCAUGCUGAACCCCCUGAUUUACAGCCUGAGAAACAAAGACGUGAAAAAUGCUUUGAAGAGAUUCCUGGGUAACCCAUGCCAAUUGUUCAAAUGA
This is a messenger RNA of Tupaia belangeri chinensis (Chinese tree shrew), 948 nucleotides long. RefSeq names its product olfactory receptor 8J2. Gene Ontology annotation, biological process: G protein-coupled receptor signaling pathway. The transcript has a single exon. Lineage: Eukaryota; Metazoa; Chordata; Mammalia; Scandentia; Tupaiidae. The record is from RefSeq and is a predicted model, not a curated record. Gene Ontology annotation, cellular component: membrane. Gene Ontology annotation, molecular function: G protein-coupled receptor activity; olfactory receptor activity.